UCCAAUAUUAUCGAGCAAUGCAUUGUGGGACCUCAAAAUGGAUCCCUCGGCUGUCACGUCCUGUGUUAUGUAGCCGACCACGGUCACUUUACUUCCACUCGUGUGACACUAAACAAAAAAAAAUGGGGGUGUUGUGUUUGGCCAGAGGAGCGUUCACGUCCGCCGGUUGUCUCGGUGUUUACGCCAGAAAAUGCGCCGGUCGGUAUUUGUGCGUAACCACCGGUGCUCCAUCUCCAGCUGCGGUGAAGAGAUACAGCCAGGAGACGGGACACGGUGCACGGUUCGUCUGCUAUCCCCUGCCUCACAGGACCGUGAUAAAGAUCCAGGGACAGGACACAAGCCCGUUUCUUCAGGGGAUUAUUACCAACGACAUGGGGCUGCUGCUGGAGGAGCCUGAGCGCACAGCCAUGUACUCACACAUGCUGAAUGUACAGGGGAGGACACUGUAUGACAUCAUGCUGUACAGUCUGAAAGAAGCUGAUGCAGGACAAGGCGUUUUUCUGGAAUGCGACUUCACAACUAAAGACUCAAUCUUGAGACAUUUGAAGGUGUACAAAAUCCGCAGAAAGGUCAACAUAAACCCUUGUCCGGAGCUCUCUGUUUGGGCGGUGCUUCCCACACAGAGGAACGCAGGUCAAGAGGCCGGUAAACCGGAGCUCUCCUCCCCAGACAAAGCUCUGGUGUGGGAGACUGAUCCAAGAACUCAGGAAAUGGGCUGGAGAUUGGUGUUGGACAAUCAAGUGGACGCCUCGGAUAUCAUUGCUUCAUGUCAGAAAGGAGACACGGAGGAUUAUCACAGACAUCGCUAUGCAAUAGGACUUCCCGAGGGAGUGAAAGACCUCCCCCCUGGAGUGGCGCUACCACUAGAGUCAAAUCUCGUCUACAUGCAGGGUAUCAGCUUCAGCAAGGGCUGUUACAUUGGCCAGGAGCUCACAGCCAGGACUCAUCACACUGGAGUGGUUCGGAAGCGCCUGAUGCCAGUACGUUCGUCAGUUGCAGUCCAAGACCUCGAGGAGGGAGCUGCUCUGCAAACUCAGUCGGGCAAGCCAGCUGGGAAGCACCGAGCGGGGAUUGGAGAGCUGGGACUGAGCCUAAUCCGCAUUGCUCAUGCCAAAGAGGUGUUGACGCUCAAAGACGACAACACAGUGACACUUGAGGCCUCUGUGCCAGACUGGUGGCCUAAAGACGUGAAAAUCAACUGAAGAGGAUGUUUGAUAGAUCCCUAAAACGUGACAUACAUCACAUGUGACAGAGUCAUGGACAGAACCCUGAAGUACAGUAUGUUACACUGUCAUUGCUUUACAGCUGUGUGGCACCAAUCCAUAUUUGUUAGUAUUUUGGUUUGAAAACCUAUUUUUAGAGUGAUUCUCUUCUGAAAUUGUAAGUAACAGAUCCAUUUCAGCACUAUACAACAGGAUAUACCAACUGCGAUGUGGUAUUGAUGGUGGUGAAAUAAAUAUGCAAACACUCCAA
This is a messenger RNA of Larimichthys crocea (large yellow croaker), 1473 nucleotides long. RefSeq names its product iron-sulfur cluster assembly factor IBA57 (gene iba57). Lineage: Eukaryota; Metazoa; Chordata; Actinopteri; Sciaenidae. Gene Ontology annotation, cellular component: mitochondrial matrix. The transcript has 3 exons. The coding region runs from base 18 to 1202 and encodes 394 amino acids. Gene Ontology annotation, biological process: iron-sulfur cluster assembly. The record is from RefSeq and is a predicted model, not a curated record. Gene Ontology annotation, molecular function: protein binding.